Molecule: messenger RNA, 660 nt
Organism: Salvelinus sp. IW2-2015
Lineage: Eukaryota; Metazoa; Chordata; Actinopteri; Salmoniformes; Salmonidae
Source: RefSeq, a predicted model, not a curated record
GUCCGACCAAUGGAUGGAUGAGACGCAGAAUGGGACAGACAGAACCUGCCAAGAACAUUCCUCCGCUGUACGACCAGGACAAGGCAGAAGCCUCCCUAGCUCCUCCUCCUCACCCUCCGCUGUACGACCAGGCAGAAGCCUCCCUAGCUCCUCCUCUUCACCCUCCGCUGUACGACCAGGACAAGGCAGAAGCCUCCCUAGCUCCUCCUCCUCCGCUGUACGACCAGGAAGAAGCCUCCCUAGCUCCUCCUCCUCCGCUGUACGACCAGGAAGAAGCCUCCCUAGCUCCUCCUCCUCCGCUGUACGACCAGGAAGAAGCCUCCCUAGCUCCUCACCAUCCGCUGUACGACCAGGACCAGGCAGAAGCCUCUCUAGCCUGCUGAAGAGUUCCCUACAGGGUGGGUUCAACAUGUGGAGUUGUGAAUAUGACUAUGGGUUGGACUUGUUGUGGUUUCCUAUUAAAGUUUUGGUCAAAUGAGUGUAAUGCAUUUUUAAACAUUUUAACCCAAUAAAUAAUUGGUGUAGUUAUUGGUUGGACUGAUUUUGUUUCAUACAUGCUUUAUUAAAUGAAUGUAGAAGAAGUAAAAACCAGUUGAAUUUACCUAAACCACUGCUGUGUCUGUAAGCUUCAGUUCAAGGCGAUAUUUAACACAUACACAA